Molecule: messenger RNA, 1717 nt
Organism: Cricetulus griseus (Chinese hamster)
Lineage: Eukaryota; Metazoa; Chordata; Mammalia; Rodentia; Cricetidae
Source: RefSeq, a predicted model, not a curated record
CUCUGGUCGACCCUGCGAAUGGUUUUGGCGGUGGCUUCAUGUAGGACCUACUCCCCAACCCUGCCCGCUGCGGUGAAUUCCACCUACGGUGCUUUAACUUGUGCAACAGAGAUUCUUGCCCCAGGGAGAGGCGGGGAAGGGCGCGCUAAUCAGAGGGCGGGGUCCAGGGUUGGGAUCUGGUCCGGAGCCCCCUGCCCACCUCGAGAUGGUGGCGAUCUAGGGAGAGUGAACUUGCCUUUCGAGAUACUGCUGUAAGGGGAGAGAUACGCGUUGAGCCUAUAAAGCUGUGCAGGUGGCACAGCCGAGAAGAGAGAAUUGGGGAAGCGAGGAAGGUUCCAUGAGAUGACUUGAACCGCGGAAACGUUUGGCAGAGGAAAGGGGCUUCAGUUUUAAUGUGAGAUCACUGGAAGUUGAGGCUGGGCUUCAUCACCAGGCCUCCUCGCCAACUCCUGUCCCUUUUGUGUACCGGAAACAGAUUGCCUCGAAUCUCGGUACUUUGUACUCAGCCCAGGCCCAGAGCUAUGGAGGUGUCCUCCUCAACUUCCUGGGAGCUGCCCCUGGUGGCUGUGUGCCAGGUAACAUCAACACCAAACAAGCAAGAGAACUUUAAAACAUGUGCUGAGCUGGUUCUAGAGGCGGCCAGACUGGGUGCUUGCCUGGCUUUUCUGCCUGAGGCAUUUGACUUCAUUGCACGAAAUCCUGCCGAGACAUUACAGCUGUCUGAACCACUGGAUGGGGACCUUCUGGGACGAUAUAGCCAGCUUGCCAGGGAAUGUGGAAUCUGGCUGUCCUUGGGUGGUUUCCAUGAGCGUGGCCAAGACUGGGAGCAGACUCAGAAAAUCUACAAUUGUCAUGUGCUUCUGAACAACAAGGGACUAGUAGUGGCCACUUACAGGAAGACACAUCUAUGCGAUGUAGAGAUCCCAGGUCAGGGGCCUAUGCGGGAAAGCAACUCUACCAUGCCUGGAACCAUUCUUGAGCCACCAAUCAGCACACCAGCAGGGAAGGUUGGUCUAGCAAUCUGUUAUGACAUGCGGUUCCCUGAACUUUCUCUGAAAUUGGCUCAAGCUGGGGCAGAAAUACUGACUUAUCCUUCAGCCUUUGGAUCCGUUACAGGUCCUGCCCACUGGGAGGUGUUGCUGCGGGCCCGUGCCAUUGAAUCUCAGUGCUACGUGAUAGCAGCAGCACAGUGUGGACGCCACCACGAGACAAGAACAAGUUACGGGCACAGCAUGGUGGUGGACCCCUGGGGUACAGUGGUGGCCAGCUGCUCUGAGGGACCAGGCCUCUGCCUUGCCAGAAUUGAUCUCAACUUUCUACAACAGAUACGACAACACCUGCCUGUGUUCCAGCAUCGCAGACCUGACCUGUAUGGCAAUCUGGGUCAACCACUGUCUUAAGCCUUUUAACUUAUGCUGGGGGUUGAGACAUACACACAGACACAAACACACACAGACACACGCACAGCUGUGAGGUGAUGCUACUGUGACUUGUAGGCAGGACCCAAGCACAGUUCCCUCCACUUGCAGAACCUUAAACUCUCUUAAUGGAACACAGGUUCAAGUUCAUGGGAAAGAAAUAACUUUGACCUGACCUCAGAUUUCAGUUUCAGAAAAGUAAAAUUUUAUAUAGUCAGUGUUUUUAUUUCAUGAAAACUGAAGUUAUGCUGAGGGCUGAGCAGCACUGGCAUUGAAAAAAAUAUAAUAAUCAUAAUGUC